Pungitius pungitius (ninespine stickleback) is the source of this 5187-nucleotide messenger RNA. It is a transcript of the gene cep131, whose product is annotated as centrosomal protein 131. The record is from RefSeq and is a predicted model, not a curated record. The transcript has 30 exons. NCBI's taxonomy places the organism in Eukaryota, Metazoa, Chordata, Actinopteri, Perciformes, Gasterosteidae. Gene Ontology annotation, cellular component: centriolar satellite. Bases 183 to 3851 code for a protein of 1222 amino acids. Gene Ontology annotation, molecular function: protein binding. Gene Ontology annotation, biological process: intraciliary transport involved in cilium assembly; regulation of centrosome duplication; cilium assembly.
GCUGCGAGCGUCGUUGCCACAGAGAUGGUGUUGUGCGUUAUUUGGUUGCCCGUAUUUGUGCUGCGAGUCAACGGAGUACUUUCACUGCACAUUAAGGAGGAUUGUGUUGGGAAUUAAAGCCGUGAAAGCCCGCAGGAACGUCUCAGCGAUGGUGCCCCCCAGCUUCUGAAGUGACCCAAAGGAUGCAUACAACACGGAGCCCCUCAUCCAACCCCACGGCGGUGUCAGGAGAUGCCCUGGACCUCCGGCUGUCAGGCUCCCAGCUCUCCAUGUCCAGGAGACCCAGCAGCGCAUCACCUGGGAAAGGCUUCUCCCGGUCCGUGUCGGUGUCGGUGGCCGGUGACAGCAGAGGGAAACGCAACACCCUGGGUGAUGCCAGCUUCAGUAGCUCCCGGUCCAUCAAGAACCUCAGGCGGUGCAACAGCACCACGCAGGUUAAUCAGCAGACCAGCGUCCGUCUAAGUCAGGACCAGAGGGAGGACUACCUCGCCCUGUUCGACAGCAGCACACAUGGACGCAAGAAGCUGGCCAGCCUCAGCAAAGCCUCAGCCGACAGAACCACCUGGAACAUCCUGGACGAUCAGCCGCGAGCCUCCUCCCUGCACUCGAGCUCCCGCAGCGUGGACUCCCCCCCCGGGCCCAAGAAGAGAGAGCUGGGCAUCGCUCUGGCUGCCACCUUCACCGCCAACAACAGGAGCAACAAGGGAGCUGUGGGCAACUCCGUCACCACCAUCUUACACAACAACUACUCGGAGAAACCCCUCACGCCCAAGAGUUCCAACCAGAGGCCCUCGUUUAACAACAUCCUGAAGGCCACAGCUAACGAUGAGGUGUCACAAGACAACAGCUCCCUGACAAAGUCCCAGAAGAAUUUCUCGUCCGCAUCCUCCGCCUCCAACAACAAGUCUCCGGCUCGUCGGGGAAGCCCCACCCCGCCUCGGAGGAGGGGGGUCACUGAGGAGGAGGCCGAGAGGUUUAUUCAGCAGGUGAACCAGGCAGCGGUCACCAUCCAGCGCUGGUACAGGCGCCAUGGCAACCGACGGCGCACCAAAUGCGUCGCCGCCAGUGAAAGAACGGAGUGGGAGGAGAGAACAGAAGAAGACAGUUGCCCCGAGCAACAGCAGAAAAGGGGCGAAGACAGGAAACACAUUCGCGAGGACAAAGCUCGCCUUGUCCGCCUGGCCGCCAUCCAGGAGCUGCAGCAGAAAAGAGCUCAGCGGGUUGCUGGGGCCCAGCGUGCAGCCGAGGUGGAGCUGGACUGUCUGAGGCCGACUGCUGUGGUCGCACGCCAGAGGCCGCCCAGGAUCCCCCUCCCCACCAACGGUCCCGCCUCACCGGGCAACAGCAGCCCGACGUCGCCCCCCGCAGUGAAAGCCAAGAACGCCGAGUCCAAUUUGAAUGUUACCGCUGACUUAAUUGAGCUGAACUUCAGGGCCAUCUCCCCGGCUUCGUCCAAUCAAAGAGGCUCUCAGUGUUCUCAGGACCAGGAGGACGGAUUGGAGCAGGACACGGGCCUCACGCAGCAUCAGCAGAGCGCCAGGACAUGGAUCUGUAGAGAGAAAGCCCGCCUGGCCGGCCUCUCUUCCUUGGGGGGGAACACACCUGAGGAGCUGCAGCGGCCUGCAGAGCCUCAGCAUGCUGCUGUAGGACGCAGGAAGCCGCCUAAGAUCUCCCUCACCAACAAAGGUCCUGUCUCCCCCGGCAACAACAGCCCGACGCCCCCCCCAGCUGUGAAAGCUAAGAACACAGACUCCAAUCUGAAUGUUGUGGCUGAGUUCGGUGGGCUCUCCGGCUUCAGAGCAGUGUCCCCAGAUGUGUCCAACUGCAGAGAUUCCCAGUGCUCCCAGGAGGUCCUGCAGAGGUCAGUGAGUGUGGAGGACCAGCGGCAGGGAGCCCCGUCCAGUCGAGCUCCGUCUAAAAGCACCCUCACCGAGCUGCUGGACACCCUGAAGCUGCUGGAGGACGAGCCGCAACCAAAGUGCUACAGCAAGGACAAAUACGCCUGGAUCGAUGAGGACGUGGACUCCAACUCCCUGACCACGGACAACCUGGAGCGCCACGGCCAGCUGAGUCACCACCCCGCACUGCCAGACGGGGGCGCCCUGCUUUCAGAGGCCAAGCUGCAGAGCAUCAUGAGCUUCCUGGACGAGAUGGAGAAGUCUGAACAGGAGAGGCCGCGCUCAGUGACCUCGGGGUCACACAGAGAGGCCGUGUUGUCGGAGGAGGAGCUGGUCGGCGCCGAGGUCUCGGCCUCCAUGAUGAGGAUCCAGCUGGAGCUGGAGGAGAAGAAACGCACAGUCAACAUGCUGCAGAGCGCCCUGGGCCAGCAGAGAGAGCUCACCGUCCGACACGUGAAGGAGACCGAAAAGGAGCUGAGCAGGAACUUCCAGCUCCAGAGGGAACAAUAUGAAGCCACCAUCCAGAGACACCUGACCUUCAUCGAUCAGCUGAUCAACGAUAAAAAGCUGCUGAGUGAGCGCUGUGAGGGAGUCGUGGGAGAACUGAAGCAGGUGGACCAGAAGUACACCAAGAAGAUGGUUCAGAUGCAGGAGCAGCAUGAAAUGGUUUGGCAAAUACUGGGUCCCUUGUGCGAGGAAAUCAAGAAGUUAAAGGAGCUGAUGAGCGCCACGGAGAAGAUCCGCCGGGAGAAAUGGAUCGACGAGAAAACCAAGAAGAUCAAAGAGAUCACUGUCAAAGGUCUGGAGCCAGAGAUCCACAAGCUGAUCUCCAAGCACAAGCAGGAGCUGAAGAAGCUGCGGACGCUUCACGAGGCGGAGCUGCUGCAGGCGGACGAGCGGGCGGCCCAGCGCUAUGUCCACCAGUGUGAGGAGCUCCGUCAGCAGCUGGAGAGGGAGAAGGAGGAGCAGAGUCAGAGGGAGAAGGAGCUGGCCAAGCAGAGAUACGAGAAGCAGCUUCAGGAGGAGGAGCUGUCGCUGCAGCAGCAGAGGAGGCGGCUCUACCAGGAGGUGGCUGAUGAGAAGGAGAGGCUGGCUCAGCUGUCUGCCAGGCAGCGCGCCGAGCUGGAGGACCUGCGCAGGCAGCUGGAGGACAACAGCUCCCUGGCUGGGAAGGCCCUCCGAGAGGAGCUGGACAAGACCAGAGAGGAGCAGGAGAGGAGGCACCAGGUGGAGAUGAAGGCUCUACAGGAACGUUUGGACAUUGAGAAGCAAACGUGGGAAGAAAACUACAAGAAGAAAGAGGAAGCGUGGCUGCUGAGCCGUGAGCGUGAGCUCAGAGAAGAGCUGCGACGAGGACGCGACAAAGAGAUCGAGGUGGCCAUCUGGGCGCUGGAGGAGGAGACCAGCAAGGACAAGGAGGAGUGUGAGAGGGCAGCUGACAACAGGGUGAAGCGCGUCAGGGAGAAGUACGAGGCGGAGCUCCGGGAGGUGGAGCGCUCUGAGAGGACGGCUGUGGAGAAACAUCAGGAGCUGAGGAGGCAGCAGGCGGAGGCGGAGGGGGAGCUGGUCGCGCUGCGCGCCGCGCUGCGGCACAAGGAGGCGGAGGUCGAGGACGUCACUCAGACCAGGGACCAGCUGGUGGAGGAGCGCCGGCGCCUGGCAGAGGUCGUACGGCAGGAGUUCGCCGAGCGGCUGGUGACCACCGAGGAGGAGAACCGCAGGAUGAAGGUGGAGGUGACGGAGGUCCGGGCGAGGCUGCGCCUGGAGGUGGAGAGGGUCACCAGGGAGAAGGAGGAGGAACUGGCUGAAGUGCACCAACGAGUGAAGUCGGCCAUCUUGAAGAAGGAGGAAACUGUCAGUCAUCUCCGGAAGCAGCACGAGGCUGCGCUGAAGAGGGCGGAUCACCUGGAGGCCCUGUGGGAGCAGCAGAGGAAGCAGCUGCUGGAGAAGUGACUGACAGCCUUGAUCCUCUGGAGUCCCGCCCACCAACACCCCCCCCCUCCUCUGCUGCCUCUCAGAGCUCCAUCCAUUUUAUUUUUUAUUUCUUUGGAUCCAAGACUGAACCUGAGAAACUGAACUUCAUUUGAAAAACACUAAUUGGGGAAAUGCCCCCCCCCCCCAGGAGUAAUGUACGUGCCACAGGUUCAAUUCUUCUGACAUCUAUUCUUUCUGGAGGAGGACUACUGCAGGAUUUUUGUGACUCCCCCCCCGCCCCCCCCCCCCCUCCCCCCUCCAGAGCAGGAAUGCGAGCAUGUUCCCUAAGGGGCUCCCACAGAACGUUUGCAGAUGUUUCUGAAAGCAGCGUGUUGGAACCUGUACUAGUGUGUGAGUGGAGACGGUGUGAAUGGGGGGUCAAAGGGGGGGGGGGCUCUGCCUGGAGGACCACUUCUAACCAAGAACCGGGAUCAGUCAGAGCCAAGUGCUUCUCCUGGUGCCUCUUUUCAUCUAGUGAGUCGUGUUCUAUCCUACACCCCCCCUCCCCCCCCACUCGUGACAAGUGACUGAAUCCAAGAAGGAAAGUUAGAGGGCGAGCAGGAAGGAGCUAAAAAAAGAAGGAAUGAGACCCAUGAUUGUAGGAAGGUUCUGCAUGGGGGGAGAAGGAAGCGGACAGAGGAGGGGGGGGCACAACGCAUGUGACCAGAGGCUGCACUGUGACAAAACACAUCACACUCAGCUGGUGACACACACACACACACACACACACACACACACACACACAUUGCUGCUUCCUGUCCUCUGAGUGUUAAUGUGUAUCAGAGUACAGAAGCCUUUCUGCUGUAGUAAACUGUUUAACAGCUACUACAACACAGGACACAGGACUAGGGAGGAGGGGGGGGUCCGCCAUGAGCCGUGAGGACGGUAGGGAUGGGAGCUGGCAUUCCAUGCCCGCCCACGUGUGUGUGUGCGCGUGUGUGUGCGCGUGUGUGUGUGUGUGUGUGUGCGUGUGUGUGUGUGUGUGUGUGUGUGUGUGUGUGUGUUCCUCCCACUCUGACCUUGGAGGACUCCAGUGUUUUGUCAUUAUUAUUGUGCAUUGUGUGCGGUUGUUGCUCCUGGUGAUGAAGAUGGAAGCGAGUAAAACAAAAGAACUUGUUGAGGACUUUGUCCCUCGUCCGUGGGAGGAGGAGACAGUUGUUUACUUUUUCCCAUGAUGCUUUGCUCUGCCAGCCGUAACACACUCAACGCCCUCUGGACUUCCAAUUAGAGCCCAAACAGCUGUUAUUUUGGAGCCUUGAAUGAUUUCUUAAGCGUUGUUUCAUUAAUGAAAUGUCAAUAAAAACUUAGAACCGUU